This is a messenger RNA of Danio aesculapii, 2724 nucleotides long. RefSeq names its product phosphate cytidylyltransferase 1B, choline b (gene pcyt1bb). Gene Ontology annotation, molecular function: phosphatidylcholine binding; choline-phosphate cytidylyltransferase activity. The record is from RefSeq and is a predicted model, not a curated record. The transcript has 9 exons. Gene Ontology annotation, biological process: CDP-choline pathway. The coding region runs from base 1 to 1221 and encodes 406 amino acids. NCBI's taxonomy places the organism in Eukaryota, Metazoa, Chordata, Actinopteri, Cypriniformes, Danionidae.
AUGGAUGAUUACAUCAACGAGGCUCUCAAUCAAGGAGUUCUGAAAGCGGCCACAGUCAAGUUCGCUUACCCCUUGCCUCUGGUCCAGGCUGCUCUAGAAGAGCUCCGGGAGGCCCGUAUAUUCACCAAGUUUGACCUCCAAAGUGUGUUCAAUCUCAUGCAUAGCCAGGAAGGGGACGAGAGGAAAACGGCUUUCAUCACUCCUUCCGGUCACUAUGAGUACCAGUCAAUAUUUCUCUCACAGGCUCUGAGGGAACCAGCUAUUUUUGCUAAUCGAUCAGGCAGUGCCUCAGACACCCCUCAAGAAAAAGUGACUUUAGCCCAGGCUCGCCGUGGCACUCCAGCUCAUCGGCCCGUACGAGUGUAUGCCGACGGAAUAUUUGACCUCUUCCAUUCAGGUCACGCACGGGCUCUGAUGCAGGCCAAGAAUUUGUUCCCAAACACACAACUGAUUGUUGGCGUAUGCAGCGAUGCCCUGACACACAAAUAUAAAGGCUACACGGUGAUGACGGAGGAUGAGCGAUAUGAAGCCCUCAUACACUGUCGUUAUGUGGAUGAGGUGGUCCGUGACGCUCCCUGGACUCUCACUUCUGAAUUCCUAAAAAAACACAGGAUUGACUUUGUGGCACAUGAUGAUAUCCCAUACACCUCAGCGGGAUCAGAAGAUGUCUACAAACAUAUCAAAGAAGCAGGAAUGUUUGUGGCAACUCAGAGAACGGAGGGUAUCUCUACCUCUGACAUCAUCACACGCAUUGUUCGAGACUAUGACGUCUACGUCAGACGAAACCUGCAGAGAGGAUACACAGCACGGGAACUCAACGUUGGCUUCAUCAAGGAGAAAAAGUAUCGUCUGCAACAACAGGUGGACAGAAUGAAAGAGACGGUGAGGACAGUGGAAGAGAAGUCCAAACAUUUAGUCCACCGCGUUGAAGAGAAGAGUCACGACCUCAUCUACAAAUGGGAGGAGAAAUCUCGAGAGUUCAUCGGAAACUUCCUAGAACUGUUCGGUCCAGAUAAAGCCUGGCACAUGAUACAGGAGCGAAGUGGCCGCGUUCUCCAGGCUCUAUCUCCUUAUCAGUCUCCAAGUACCUCACCCAGUUCCAGUCCGACCAGAGGACGCUCCACAUCACCCGACAGCCACUGGCCCCUUCUCCGCUUCCGCUCACCACCACCCAAAGGAGCCUCCAUCAGCAGCAGUGAUGGUGACGAGGGGGACAAGUAGAUCCACAAUGGCAGUUUAAACAAACAAAUUGAGAUCUAAAACCAUUCUGAGAUAACAGAAGUCUCAAGAUCCAGACUUACCUCAUAAUUUUGUAGAAGAUAUUUUUAAAAAGUAGUGGUCACAUUUACUGUUUCUCUGGCAAUUUUUUGGGGGGCAAAACCUUGUCAUUCCAGUGGGAAUGGGGGCUUAGUGCAACAAACUUCUGUAAUCUGUAAAACUUAAGUCUUUUUUAAAUAUGGUUAAAGUUGCCAUCAAAGGAACCACCAAAGAUGAAAUGUCUGUCAUAUACAGACUAAUGUUAACAUUGUUUAAUUUGACUGUUCAAUAACAUGUUCAUAUAAAAAAAUGAUAAAACAGGAUCAAUAUAGAGAACUGGCUAGUUUAGCUGAUUAACUUAAUAGUCUAUAUUGGUGUCACACUGUUCUUACUACUGUUAAAAAGACAAUAUGUAAGAUAUGCAAAAUAUGCAAAAAACACUAGCAAAGGUUUGUAUAUUUUGCUGAUUUAUGUACUUGCAAAUGCUUCCUAGAAUGUUCAAAUCCAGAGAAAUAAGCCAUAUUAACUAGAGACAAAGACCAUGUCCUGUUUGACCAUGAUAAUGGCAUCAUACACUCUCGAUUCACGAUUUUAUAGAAAACUAGGGAACAACAAAGUUGCUUUAAUUAGUUGUGUUUUUUAUUAGAAAACACUGCUUCUCAACAUGUUCACAACUGGAAGAACUGGAAGGGGAUGUCUAUCGCGUAAUAAAUGCUUUGACAUACUUUUUAAAAGCAUAUUUUAGCUCAUACAUGAAGAUGAUUUUUGAAGGAGUCCUGUAGGAUACAAUGAAGACCACAACUCCAUGAUUCCACACUCAGCGUCAUGCGACAACAGCUUUGUUUGUUGUAAAUACGUGCCCUCUGGUGGCCAAAAUUACAUACUGUGCCUUUAAUCUAACAAUACAAGCUAAUAUCUUUAUAAUUGUUGUGUGAGCUUCUCUAUUCUAAAAGAAUUAUAGCCAUUAGUAAAACUUUACUGUUAAUGUUAUAUUUAUCUUUGAUGUACACGGGCCUUCGAAGUGAAUAUUAUAACUCUGUGGCCAUAAAUAUCAACCUUGUAUUAAACAGUUAUAUGAAACAAUUAGGAAUUAGCAACUAGAUAUUUUAUUAAAUGCUGCUUUGUUUCUGAUUAAAAUGAAAGAUGUAACACUGAUCUAUUGUAGUACAAUAUUUUGAUGUACUGGUUUGAUUAAGAAGCACAUUGCAAAAUAUGGUAUGACAUAACUGUGUAAGAAACAUAAAAACAAAUGACUUAUUUAACGUUAUGCUUAUGUAUUUGUUGAAAGUUCAUUUUAGCUAUUAUUUAAAAGCCUGUUUUAAGAGUUUCUCUUAUUACACACAUUAAACACAUUAUCAACCGACCACCCCAGCCACGGGGUAAUAUAUUUUCUGACAAAUGGGUUUUAAUCUAUUACUUUAUUAUGCUUGAUCUGAAUCUAAAAUUCACAUUAAAGUGCUUAUGCUA